Messenger RNA from Cuscuta campestris, 1283 nucleotides. NCBI's taxonomy places the organism in Eukaryota, Viridiplantae, Streptophyta, Magnoliopsida, Solanales, Convolvulaceae. The record is from the annotation of a GenBank genome assembly.
UUCUGCCGCGCAACGGAACCGAGCAGACCAGGAGUUCGCCCGGAAAUCUUUGCCGGAGUUCUACAAGGGUUUAAUUCGUCAAUCGAGGUGAGUGAUUUAUCUCUCGUUAGAAUUAAUUCGUAAGUUAGGAUUCGUUAAUAUAUUAUCUCCAAUUGAUGUUGAAUUUGUGAGUUGGAUUGUUGAAUACCUUGAUUAAUUGGAAUUGAUUGUAUAUUUGGAAUGGGGUUUGGGUUGGAUAAUGGCUAUUUGCCUUUUUCGAACUUUUCUCUGCUAUGUACUGUUCCGUCGCUCUCUCUGUACCUCCUCUGUUCUUCUCUAUUUGUUCCUCUCUCUGCUCGGAGCCGCUGCUGUGUUGCUGACCAGGGAGGUCGUCGUAGGUGACCCCGCUGCUGGACAAAAUGUUCGCCGCUGGUUGGAGUUGGGGAGCAGGUACUCUUUGGACAAUAGGAUUGGGGAUUUAAGUUUCUAAAAUUGUAGAUUGACCCCAUGAUUCUCAAGACGUUGCAAUUAGGCCCUCUUCUAUAUUAUGCCUCUAAAAUAUGAAUAAAGGCUACAAAUUAAUCUAAUGCAUUGUUUAAACUAAUGAAUUGUGUAAGGGUAAUUAUGUGAUUGAAUUGGAUUAUGGGAUCAUGUCUCCUGGUAUAUCUAAGAAGGUUUGAGUUAACUUAAUUCAUAAGGAUUAAGAUUUAGGAUUUAGGCCUGGUGGGGCGAGCUUCGCAUAACUCACAGGUCUUGGGUUAAAAACGUACGUACGGGAGUCAUUAGCCUACCUUGGGAUUCCAUUGUAGGGGCUCCAACCCGCCCAUUGAGGAUUCUCUUUGGGUUUCAUCAAGCGUGGCCUCGUGGGAUCCGUCCGAGUGUCCAUGACUUAGUUAAUCAAAAGGAACUUUAGCCUAUAGGGUUAAAUGUAGAAAAAAACAGGAACUGAAUAUAAAUAAAUAGUUGAUCAUGAUAUUUGAUAAUGAUAUUUGCUGAUUCUUCUGAUAUUGUGUGAUUAUAUAUUGAUGGGUGCUAGUCUAUGAGUUAGUUUUAGCGUUAGAUACUUCACUCUCCCUAUUUUUACAGGUAGGGAUCAAGGAUUAGACGAGGAGCAGCCUGGAGGACAGUGAGACGUGACGCUGGUGGAUGGCCCGAAGCUGUUUAACUUAAAUUAAAUAUAGUUCGUUGGAUUUGUUUACUUAAAUUACUAGAAAGUUGAAUGUUGUUUUCAAGGCUUCCGCAAUGUUUGAAUUAUUUACUCCGAUUAAAUGAUAAAUUAUUUUCAAUAAAUAUGAGUGUUUGUU